This is a messenger RNA of Tigriopus californicus, 2566 nucleotides long. RefSeq names its product homeotic protein ultrabithorax-like. Gene Ontology annotation, biological process: negative regulation of transcription by RNA polymerase II; anterior/posterior pattern specification. Gene Ontology annotation, molecular function: RNA polymerase II cis-regulatory region sequence-specific DNA binding; DNA-binding transcription factor activity, RNA polymerase II-specific. The coding region runs from base 736 to 1668 and encodes 310 amino acids. Lineage: Eukaryota; Metazoa; Arthropoda; Copepoda; Harpacticoida; Harpacticidae. The transcript is spliced from 3 exons. Gene Ontology annotation, cellular component: nucleus. The record is from RefSeq and is a predicted model, not a curated record.
UCUCUCUCUCUCUCUCUCUCUCUCUCUUUCUGUGUCUCAUUUCACGUCCUUUCCUCCAUAUUCUUUCUGCUUCUUAGUUAUUUGGCGUGCUCGUCGAUGAUCAAAGUCAUUUCGUUAGCGGCCGAACUUCUGAAAAGACAAGAGUUAAAAGUUGUUGAGGAUCUGCUUUUUGUGACGUCACCUGUCAUCCGAGAAAGACGAGCGGCGCUGAGACUGAAAUGUUUUGAGGAAUUUCAUUGGUUCCUCGAGUUUAUUGCCCAGCCUCUUUACUGUCCCGUUGGAGUCCAGGACGGACGCACGCACCAGCUGGCAGGGAGGCACUCACCCACGUUCAGGAAAACUCAAAGGACCGUCGCCCAAGGAGCAGGGAACACAGGAGAGAGGGAGAGAGAGAGAGAGAGGGAAAGAGAGAGAGAGAGAGAGAGAGCACAUGAACUAUCAUUGCUACAUGCACUGAGCCUACAAGUUACAGACUUUGGAUCAGCAAUUUCUAUACGGUGUCGUUAGUCGACAAUGUGCAUGCAUUGAGCUUGCAACGCUCUCUCUCGGUAUCGGUUGAUAGACGUAUCUAGUGGUAGUGCUACUACUAGUUAGUUUUGAUCCUAUGUCACCUUCUACUCAUGUGUGCUUGGAGGUGAUGAUAGUGAGUGGUUGAGUUGAGUGUGAAACCAGAGUUCUUGCUUUGGCUUCUACCUUAUUCUAGUUCGUGUGAGUGUUUGCAGCGUUCUCAUCAAAAUGAUGAAUUCUUAUUUUGAGCAAAGUGGUUUUUACGGUCAAGGCAGUGGCACCGAGCAAGCCUAUCGAUUCCCCUUAGGUCUGGCAGGCAUGGGAGUGUCCCCUUACCCUCAACAUCAGAGUGGAAAUCGAUCUCAAGACUCCUCACCCUAUGACCCCGCCACGGUCGCGGCUGCGGCCGCUGCGGCCGCCGCCGCUUCCGGCACCGCCUCCGUGGGAACGAGUUCUCCCAAGUCGUCAGUCUAUAGCCCGUUAGGUGACAAUUCAACCUAUGCCAAAAACAGUACCAACACAGUGAGCGGCAACGAAUGUCCCACAAACGCCAAUCCAAGUUCAAACUCUAGUUCUAAAGACCAUCAUAACGGCUACAGUAGUCUUUCCAAAGAAUUAAAUGCGGGAUGGAAUUCUGGCAGUGGUCCGGUCCGACCAUCUGUUUGCACCCCAGACAUGGCCAGAUACACUCCAACAGCUGUAGACGUUGCUGCCCGAGACCGGUGGAUGAAUACUUGUAGCAUAUCAAGUGCAGCAGCUGCAUCACAAGCCGCCGCAGUAGCUCAACCUCAACUGCAACAAUCUGCGAAUCACCAUUUCUAUCCGUGGAUGGCAAUUGCAGGUGGGACUCAUCUGUUUACUGGUGCCAACGGUCUGAGGCGCAGAGGAAGACAAACUUACACACGUUACCAGACACUUGAACUUGAAAAAGAAUUCCAUACCAACCACUACCUCACACGAAGACGACGAAUAGAGAUGGCGCAUCAACUUUGUCUGACCGAGCGGCAAAUCAAAAUCUGGUUCCAAAACCGUCGGAUGAAAUUGAAAAAAGAAAUCCAAGCAAUAAAAGAACUCAACGAGCAAGAGAAGCAAGCCCAAGCUGCCAAGGCCGCGGCUGUGGCUGUUCACGGUCAUGAGAGUCACCAUGACGGCAACCACUAACCGGGAAGAACCAAUCUUUGCCACAUCUGUCAACCAACUGUACAUGGUAUACGCGUACGUGUCACUCUUGUUGAGUGUCGAGGCCAGUUGUUAACUAACUAAACCUCAGUAGUGACAUCCAUCCAUCCACGCACAAGUGCACCUGUAGAGAUUGGCAAGCCUCUCGCGUAUUGGCUCGUUAUUAAUUUCCUUCAUGACAAACCAAAGCUCUCUUCUCUCUGUCUCUUCACACCUACACACAACAAAAAAAAACACUGAGGUGAAAGUACAAACAAUCUGACAAUGCUUGCGGCAUCCAGAAGACUACAUACGUAAUUUGACCAUGCUCCGUUCUCUGCUCAUACUGAAUUUUCCGGCAGCAUGUUCUGCCAAACUCUACUCCAAUAAAACCAAUCCACUACUACAACUACAACUACUACAAGAACUACUACAAGAACUACUAUGGCGCCCUAGUCAAGCUCAGGGCUGAUCCGAGAAAAAAAGCCAACAUCAUUCGAUUGUUUCAAGCCCAACGACAGAUUAUGAUGAUAACAAUAAUAAUAAUAACGAAAAUGAAAUUGAAAAUGAUGAUAAUGAGCGUUACCCGAAGUAAUGUAUACUUUGAAAUUUGAUCAAGGACCUUAUUUAAUUCAAACAGUAUUGUUCCCUGGCCUUUCUCAACAUUUUAUAUUGAUACGUAACCUACUACGUAAAAGACUGUAAAUUUGGUAGUCCACUCUCGCACCACCGUCUGGUAAGAGUCGUCCCCGGCAACUAAACUAUGAUUAGCUUUUUUCCAAUUGAAAUAGCAUCUAACAUUACUUCCUCCUGUUGAGUUUUAUUAUUUUCUUGUCCUCAAGUGUAAAUUUGAUGAUUGUUAACGCAUAGUCCUCCUGAAAUACAUUUGUAUUUACAUCAA